Messenger RNA from Wallemia mellicola CBS 633.66, 1575 nucleotides. Its product is annotated as Pre-rRNA-processing protein PNO1. Gene Ontology annotation, molecular function: RNA binding. The record is from RefSeq and is a predicted model, not a curated record. The transcript is spliced from 5 exons. NCBI's taxonomy places the organism in Eukaryota, Fungi, Basidiomycota, Wallemiomycetes, Wallemiales, Wallemiaceae. Gene Ontology annotation, cellular component: nucleolus. The coding region runs from base 27 to 698 and encodes 223 amino acids.
GUUAUCAACCACCAUAUAAAAUUUACAUGAGUGAGGAUAUUGUCGUAGAUACAACGACACCUAUGGUGUCCACUUCCAAUGAUACAAUGGAUCAGGAUGAUGUACCAGUUUUUGCUCCUGCGAAGAAGACAGCCACCGCUGGCCCAGAUUUGAAAGGCCAAACGAGACGUGUACUUAUCCCAGGUCAUAGAAUGUCCCCAUUGAAAAAAGACUGGGUCAACAUAUAUGGUCCACUCGUAGAAAUGUUGAAAUUACAGGUCAGGAUGAACCCACAGAAGAGAGCUGUUGAAUUGCGUUCUUCUAAGCACACAAAAGACGCUGGUCACCUUCAAAAAGGUGCCGAUUUCGUCAAAGCUUAUGCCCUCGGUUUCGCAGUAGAAGACGCUAUAGCGCUCAUGAGACUUGAUGAUCUUUACAUUGAUAGCUUUGAGAUCAAAGAUGUUAAAACUCUCCACGGUGAUCAUCUUUCACGUGCUAUUGGUAGAAUUGCUGGUCAGAACGGUAAAACUAAGUUUGCUCUCGAAAACGCAACACGUACGAGAAUCGUUUUGGCUGAUACACACAUUCAUAUCCUUGGUGCAUUCAAUAACUGCAAACUCUGUAAAGAUUCCAUAUGUAGUCUUAUCUUAGGUAGUCCCCCAGGAAAAGUUUACAACCACCUUAAAGUCGUCGGCGCAAGACUCAAGCAAAGAUUCUAGAUUGCAUCACUUAAACCUUCUGUAUUGUUUUAUCACUCAAUUUUCACUUUUUGUUGGAUUUUCAUUGCACAUAUAUUAUUUAUAAGAAGAAAAGUAACAGAUACAACAAGCUUUUUAAUUAUACAAUCUAGUUAUCUUAAUUUGAAAAUACCAAUUAAUCUAACUUGAACUUGACUUUUCCUUCGCAACGACCCCCCUGAACGCACUUCUGAGACGUUUUAUGAAUGUGUAGAAGCCACGUGAAUUGUUGAGAUCUCUAACGAAUUUGUCUAGCUCCUCUGGACGCGGCGAACAUGACUCGACCCUAUAAUCCGCUUCACUCAAGUCAAGUUCCAAUGUGAAUUGACGGUCUGGUUCACGAUCGUCUAUUUGUGAGAAAUUUAGUAUAAUAAAGUCAGGCUUAUCGCUUCUAAGCUUUAAGCCUAACUUCUGCUCAAAGAAGGCCAAUUCAGGCGCGUUUCUUGCAGCUUGACCGUCUAAGGUCUUCUUCUCGGCUUCUAUCAUAGCUUUAUGCUUGUUGAUUCUCUCCCUAUACUCCUCAAUCUCAGCAAUCAUACCAUCCCGGUUGGUAGAAUGUGAACGCAUUUCUCUCAUAUAAUUGCUGAUCUGGUCCUUCAUCUCCUGUACUUCCUGUCUUUCACGUUCAAUAUCCUUCACAACUUCGAACUCUUCCUUCUUUAAAUUUUCGAUAUUCUCCUUUAUCCGACUUUGAUUUUCCUUCUCCUCGUUGAGUGACUUCGCGUGCUCUGCUUUACGCUUUAUUAUACGUUCUUUAACAUCACUGGAGUGUGCUUCUAAAGCGAGCUGCAAUCCUGCCAUACGCUGUCUCGCUCUUUCCAAUUUCAGCACUCGCUGGUGAUCAUCUACUAUACCCUCA